Messenger RNA from Schizosaccharomyces japonicus yFS275, 2720 nucleotides. RefSeq names its product heat shock protein Pss1. Gene Ontology annotation, molecular function: ATP binding; ATP hydrolysis activity. NCBI's taxonomy places the organism in Eukaryota, Fungi, Ascomycota, Schizosaccharomycetes, Schizosaccharomycetales, Schizosaccharomycetaceae. The transcript is spliced from 2 exons. Bases 259 to 2442 code for a protein of 727 amino acids. Gene Ontology annotation, cellular component: cytoplasm. The record is from RefSeq and is a predicted model, not a curated record.
UAUAAAUAGACAUUGACCGUUUCAAUCUUUGCAAUUCCAUUACGUCUUUUUUCGUGUAUAUUUAUUUUAGCUUUUUUUUUAAGCUUCAAAGUUUCCCUUCCUCUUUCCUAAAACCUACCUUCUCCCAAACACUAGGUCAAGUUUUCGCUUUAAAAGAGACGCAUUUACGCCUUUUGCAGAAAGCACCUAAACGAUUUUUAACAGAAUUGUUUCUUUUUGAAUUCGUGUUUGUUUCUCUAAUAACGAAAAAUUGGUACCAUGGCUUCUCGGACGAACGUUGUCGGUAUCGACUUGGGAAACAGCAAGACCACUAUUGCUGUUGCCCGCAAUCGCGCUAUUGAUGUGAUUGUUAAUGAGGUUUCUAACCGUUCCACCCCCUCUCUUGUCUCUUUCGGCGAGCGCUCCCGUUUCCUCGGUGAGGCUGCUAAAUCUCAAGAGGCUUCCAACUUCCGCAACACCGUCGGUAGUUUGAAGCGUUUGGCUGGUCGCAAGUUCAACGACCCUGAAGUCCAAGAGAUCGAGAGCAAGUUCAUUACUGCUCCUCUCGUCGAGGUCGAUGGCUUGGUCGGUGCCAAGGUCAACUACUUGGGUGAGGAGGCCGCUUUCUCUUCCACUCAAAUCAUCGCCGCCUAUUUGACCAAGAUUAAGACCACCACUGAAGCCGAGCUCAAGGGCCCCGUCAGUGAUGUCGUUAUCUCGGUUCCUGCCUGGUUCACUAACGUUCAACGCCAAGCCGUCCUUGAUGCUGCUCACAUUGCCGGAUUGAACCCUCUUCGUUUGAUGAACGACAAUGCUGCUGCCGCUCUUACUUACGGUAUCACCAAGAACGACCUCCCUGAGCCCGAAAACCCCAGAAAGGUUGCUAUCGUCGACAUUGGUCACUCCAACUACUCUGUCUCCAUUGUCGCUUUCAGCCAAGGCCAAUUCCACAUCAAGUCCACCGUUUGUGACCGCCAUUUUGGCAGCCGUAACAUGGACAAGGCUUUGAUUGACCACUUCGCUGCUGAGUUCAAGGGCAAGUACAAGAUUGAUGUUCUGUCCAACCCCAAGGCUACUUUCCGUUUGGCUACUGCUGUUGAGCGUCUUAAGAAGGUCCUUUCUGCCAACGCAUCUGCCCCCUUGAACGUUGAGAUGAUCAUGAACGACAUCGAUGCCUCUUCUUUCAUUAAGCGUGAGGACUUUGAAAAGCUCAUCGAGCCCCUUUUGAACCGCGUUCAUCUUCCUUUGGAGCAGGCUCUCAAGGAGGCCGGUGUCACCAAGGAGGAGAUCGACAGCAUCGAGGUUGUUGGUGGCUGCACUCGUGUCCCCUCUUUGAAGGAGAAGAUCUCUGAAUUCUUCGGAAAGCCCUUGUCUUUCACUUUGAACCAAGACGAGGCCAUCGCCCGUGGAUGUGCUCUUUCUUGUGCCAUUCUCUCUCCCGUUUUCCGUGUGCGUGACUUCCACGUUCACGAUAUCACUACCUACCCCAUUACCUUCUCUUGGGAGGCCGUGCCCGAAAACCCAGAUGAGGAAACUUCCUUGGAGGUUUUCUCUCUCAACAACCCCAUUCCUUCUACGAAGAUUCUUACCUUCUACCGCAAGGCUCCCUUCACUGUUACUGCUACCUACAGCCACCCUGAGCAAUUGCCCGGCAACAUCACCGCUGAGCUCGGCAAGUUUGAGAUUGGCGAUGUCAAGCCCACUGAGUCCGGUGACUUGUCUAUCGUGAAGGUCAAGGUUCGCUUGAACCUUCAUGGUAUUCUCCAAGUUGAGCAAGCCUAUGUUGUUGAGGAGCAAGAGGUCGAGGAGCCCGUUGAGCCUGCUCCCACCGCUGAGGGUGAGGAGAAGAAGGAUGAGCCCGUUAAGACUCGCAAGGUCAAGAAGCUCGUCAAGGUUGCCGACCUCCCCAUCAAGGCAGUUACUGAAACUCUUCCUGCUGAGGUUUUCAACAAGUACUUGGAGGCUGAGGGCAACAUGAUUGAGACGGACAAGCUUGUCGCUGAGACUUUGGACCGCAAGAACGCUUUGGAGGAGUACAUCUAUGACACUCGUGCUAAGUUGGACGACAUCUACGCUCCCUUUGCCAGCGAGGAUGAGAAGACCAAGCUCAAGGGCAUGCUUAUGGAUGCCGAGGACUGGUUGUACGAUGAGGGUGAGGACACUACCAAGGCUGUUUACAUUGCCAAGCUUGAGGAUCUCAUGAGAAUUGGUGGCCCCAUUCGCCAACGCUACCUCGAUGAUGAGGAAGCCAAGCGUCAAAAGAUCCAGGCUGAGCGCGAGGCCGCCAUGGCCAAGCUCAAGGCUCAAGCUGAUGCAAAGAAGAAGAAGGAGGAUGCUGCUCGUGCUAAGGCCCCUACUGGCAAGUUUGAGGAAGGCACUGGCGGCCGUGCCCCUCCUCCUCCCCCUCCUCAAGAGGAAACUAUUGAGGAUCAAGAAAUGACCAACGCUGACGAGACUCAGUAAACGGGUUCCCGCCACUCCGCGGUAUAGAGGAACUGCGUUGAUCGAAAUGUCUCUGUCAUGCGCGAGUCUUGUGACUUUUAUUUCUUGUUAAAAAAUACUGCUCAAUUAUUCUUCAUUCUUAUUUUGCUAACGGUUUUGCUGCGCUUGUGUCAUUAAGGGUUUUUAGGCAGCUGCGCACGCGUACGUUUGAAUGGUUUCUGAGCUCGGAGAGAGAUCUAUGGGCGCAUCGACAUUGCCAUUUGUGUAUGGAUAUUGUUUCUAGAUAUUAAUGGAACUUA